AUGGCCAUCGUCGGCAGCUCAUCAAUUUCUUCUUCAACCAUCUCGGCAAUCACCGAAAAUCUGGGAUACAAGCAAGCACAACGGAAGAAGAGAAUACCGUGUGAUCUGAUACGACCGCAUUCAAAGGCCUAUCGCAAAUUGGGAGAAAGAGAGGGGAGAACAAAUGGGGAGAGGCAAAGCUGUAUCGAUACCGUAUUUGAAGGGAUCUGUUAUUGCGCGGCACUACCGGCAGCGCCCUUGUCGAUGCUCCUGUCUGGGUGACGACGAUGAGCACGCCAAUUAGGAUUGCUUGGGAGAUCUUCUACGAAUGUUUCGAGGUAAACUAAAAGACUCAAUAAACUAUUGCCGGGGAGAGAGAGUAGCAUCGCGAAACCAACUGUGGAGAUAACUCCCCUUGGCCAAGUGCGGUGGACCUCGAAUCCUAGUCAGUCAAACAGAUGCUUUCGUCACUCUUCACCUUCACACAGUACUUGAGUACUGGUGCACGAGCACAGCCCCCCCGCAAAAGCUUGGGUAGUCGUGGAAGCCCUGAGAAAACUCUUGUGCAACCCACGGAAGCCCGACCGAGCUCUCUAUUCUCCCAUGCAUUCCGAGUGAGAAACCCCGGAACAAUCUGCCGUGGACAGCAACUUCUUCCUUCCCUCCUUCCCUCCUUCCCGCUUUGCAGCAACCGCAGCGGAACUUCAACUUCAAUCGCUACACUACAGGCAAUGUUAAAAGUAAAGACAAAAAGGGGCUACGAAGAAGCAAACCUUACGUCAGAAGUGCCAGAAAAUUCGAAUUCCCUCUACAAAUCAGGGCAAAGCAGCUCGUCCGAAAUCACUAAAUAUCCCUCAAGACCUUCCUUCCUCCUAUCUAUCCGGGUCACGAAUUUCGGUCGCUUGAAACGGAAGUGGUGGUGAUCCGAAACGGUGCCAGCCUAGGUGGGCCGUGCUGUAGCGCCGCCUUACAGGCAUUGUCUACUUGUACGCUGCUCGGCACUGUUCCCAAAAGUGUCUCUUUUUCGCAUAGUGAGCGAGCGCUUUUUGCCGGGAGCUUAUGGAAUCUAAGGCAGGGUAAGGGGAGAGCUUCUGG
This is a messenger RNA of Tuber melanosporum (Perigord truffle), 1074 nucleotides long. RefSeq lists its product as uncharacterized. The record is from RefSeq and is a predicted model, not a curated record. The transcript has 2 exons. Bases 1 to 261 code for a protein of 86 amino acids. Lineage: Eukaryota; Fungi; Ascomycota; Pezizomycetes; Pezizales; Tuberaceae.